Molecule: messenger RNA, 1167 nt
Organism: Peronospora belbahrii
Lineage: Eukaryota; Oomycota; Peronosporomycetes; Peronosporales; Peronosporaceae
Source: the annotation of a GenBank genome assembly
AUGAUCAAGUUAGAAACGACAGUUAGCGAGCACACAACAACUUCUCCUGUUCGAGUCAUACCGGUAACAAUUUUAUCUGGAUUUUUAGGUGCUGGGAAAACGACCUUAUUACAAUACAUUUUAUCCGUCCAUCAUGGUAAACGUAUUGCAAUAAUUGAGAAUGAAUUUGGUGAAGAGAUUGGGGUCGAGAGUCUCGUGGCAAAGAACGGUCUGGAUGGAGAGAUUCUGGAUGGGUUCUACGAGUUAAGCAAUGGCUGUAUCUGCUGUUCAAUACGUAAUGAUUUAGUAAAUACAUUGGAAAAACUCGUGGAACGUCGUGAUCGGUUUGAUUAUAUUCUAGUUGAGACAACAGGAAUGGCCGAUCCAGGAAAAGUUGCGAGUCUUUUUUGGAUGGAUAAUGAAUUAGAAGGAAGAAUUGUAUUGGAUGGGAUUGUUACACUUGUGGAUGCACGACGGAUUCUGUAUCACUUGACUCGAUUAGAGACACAAGUCGAAGCAGAGGCACAAUUGGCCUAUGCGGAUCGCAUUCUAUUGAAUAAACGAGAUUUAGUAGACGAUGAAGAAACAAGACUAGAGAUUGAAGAGAGAAUUCAAAGGAUCAAUGGUAUUGCUAGUCUCAAGUGGACUGAAAGAUCAAGGGUAGAUCUGGAUGAGAUUCUGAAUAUUCAGAGCUUUACGACAAAUCGAGCCAAGCAGGUGGAAGCGGAAUUGCAAAUGUUGCGCCAGAAAAACAAAAACAAGGACGAACGUGAUUACGAUGAGUGCAAGGACGAACAGUCAAGUGUUUCCACGCACACAGGUGGUAUGCAGACCACUUGUGUAAGGAUUAAAGAUGGAGCACUGAAUCAAGAUAAACUCGAGAGGUGGCUUGGGGAAUUGCUCUGGGAUGAAGAUGUAGGUGGGAAGACUGAGCCGGGCUGUGAUGUGGCCACACGUCAAAAGAUUUUUCGCGUAAAGGGUGUGCUUGCCAUUGCAGGUGAACCCUACAAAUUCAUAUUGCAAGCUGUGCACGAGCUGUUUGAGGUGUACCCGUCUGAAGAACGCUGGCCACAAAGUGAGUUGAACGGUACAGAGACUUGUGUGACGCAAGUGGUUUUCAUCGGCCUUCACCUUCGUAAGAACGAGCUUCAGGCUGGUCUGCAGAGGUGCCUUAUGAGCGAGAGGUAG